Salvia hispanica is the source of this 5912-nucleotide messenger RNA. RefSeq names its product callose synthase 5 (gene CALS5). Gene Ontology annotation, molecular function: 1,3-beta-D-glucan synthase activity. Gene Ontology annotation, biological process: (1->3)-beta-D-glucan biosynthetic process. Lineage: Eukaryota; Viridiplantae; Streptophyta; Magnoliopsida; Lamiales; Lamiaceae. Gene Ontology annotation, cellular component: 1,3-beta-D-glucan synthase complex; plasma membrane. The record is from RefSeq and is a predicted model, not a curated record.
AUGUCAUCCACCGGAAACUACCGCCGGCAACCGUCGCUCUCGCGGCGGGCGUCGCGCGGCGCCACCACUACCUUCUCGAUGGAGGUGUUCGACAAUGAGGUUGUGCCUUCCUCACUGCAGUACGAUAUCGCCCCCAUUCUGCGCGUCGCCUCCGAGAUCCAGCAGGAGCGUCCUCGCAUUGCCUACCUAUGCCGUGUUUACGGGUUUGAGAAGGCACACAGAUUAGAUCCCAGUUCAAGCGGACGUGGUGUACGGCAGUUCAAGACUAGUCUACACCAAAGAUUACAGAGGGAGGAUGGACCAUCUAUGGAGCGUCGGGUUGAGAAGACUGAUUCGCGGGAGAUUGAGAGCUACUACAAGCAAUAUUACAAGAAAUAUGUUUUGGCACUUAACAAGGGGAACCAAACUGAUAGAGCUCAGCUUGCAAAAGCUUACCAGACAGCUGGGGUGUUGUUUGAAGUGCUUUGUGCUGUUAACAAAACCGAAAAAGUUGAGGAGGUUGCGCCUGAGAUUAUGGCCGCAGCAAAUGAUGUCCAAGCAAAUGCGGAACUUUGUGUUCCAUUUAAUAUUCUUCCCUUGGAUGCAGGCGGGGCAUCACACUCUAUCAUGCAGCUUGAAGAGGUGAAAGCUGCUGUAGCUUCUUUAAGUAAUACUCGUGGCUUGACAUGGCCGUCAUCAUUCGAGCAACAACGGCAGAGAAGUGGGGAUUUGGACCUUCUUGAUUGGCUGAGGGCGAUGUUUGGGUUUCAGAAGGACAGUGUCAGGAACCAACGGGAGCAUUUGAUAUUGCUACUAGCAAAUAUUCAUAUAAGACUAGUACCCAAGCCUGAAGUGCAAAACAAACUUGAUGAUCGAGCUUUAGAUGCACUGCUGAAUAAGCUGUUCAAGAACUACAAGACAUGGUGUAAAUAUUUGGGAAGAAAACACAGUUUAAGACUCCCCCAAGGUCAGCUGGAAGUGCAACAGAGAAAGAUUCUGUAUAUGGGGCUCUAUCUUCUUAUCUGGGGCGAAGCAGCCAAUUUGCGCUUUAUGCCAGAGUGUCUAUGCUAUAUUUUUCACAAUAUGGCAUAUGAGCUUCAUGGACUGUUGGCUGGAAAUGUAAGCAUUGUAACAGGAGAAAACAUCAAGCCUUCGUAUGGUGGAGAUGAUGAAUCUUUCUUGAGGAAGGUUAUAACUCCCAUUUAUCGAGUGAUUGAUAAGGAAGCUAAGAAAAGUAAAAAUGGUACUGCCCCCCACACUUCCUGGUGUAACUAUGAUGACCUGAAUGAGUAUUUUUGGUCAUCGGAUUGCUUCAAAUUGGGAUGGCCAAUGCGCGAUGAUGGUGAAUUUUUCAAAUCUGCACAAGAAAUAAAACAGGGGAAAAAUGCUCCAAAAAAUCUCGGGAAAUCAUUCUUUGCGGAAACCAGAUCAUUUUGGCACAUAUUCCGAAGUUUUGAUCGUCUGUGGACAUUUCUUAUUCUGGCUCUACAGAUUAUGAUUAUCAUAGCCUGGAGUGGUGUUUCUGUAUUCAACGUCUUCCAGCAGACUAAUGUGUAUCGCAUGUCUAGCAUAUUCAUCACAGCAGCCUUUCUUCGUGUAAUUCAGAGUGUUCUGGACAUCAUUUUGAACUUUCCAAGCUAUAUUAGAUGGAAGUUCACCGGAAUUCUGAGGACCCUCCUAAAAUUAGUUGUCAGCUUAGCCUGGGUUGUCAUCCUUCCUUCGUGCUAUUUGCUCCAAUCCAAGUCAUUUUCAUUUGCCAAAAUCAAAGAUGGGUUUUCAUUCCUUGAUGAUGUCAAGGGUGUACCUCCUCUGUACAUUGCAGCUGUCGCUAUAUACCUGUUACCGAAUUUGUUAAAUGCAGCCUUAUUUGUUUUCCCCAUGCUGCGACGCUUCAUUGAGAAUUCUGAUUGGCAUAUCAUUAGGAUGUUCCUAUGGUGGUCACAGCCAAGAAUCUAUGUGGGAAGGGGAAUGCACGAAAGUCAAUUUGCACUUAUCAAAUAUACUCUAUUUUGGGUGCUACUUCUGGCUUCAAAAUUCUCAGCCAGCUAUUUUAUGAUGAUAAAGCCUAUGGUGAAGCCCACUAAAGACAUAAUGAACAUUCAGCGUGUUACUUAUACCUGGCAUGAGUUCUUCCCACAUGCUAAGCACAACUUUGGAGCUAUUGCUGCACUAUGGGCACCAGUUAUCUUGGUUUACUUCAUGGAUCUCCAGAUUUGGUAUGCCAUAUUCUCCACCUUGUAUGGGGGUUUUAUUGGAGCCUAUGAUCGUCUUGGAGAGAUUCGAACUCUUGGAAUGCUGCGGUCUCGUUUUAUGUCUUUGCCUGGUGCAUUCAAUACUCAAUUAGUACCAUCUGAUAAAGCUAAGAAAAAAGGAUUUUCAUUUUCAAAGAGCUUUGAUCAGGUCACUGCAAGUAAAAGAGGUGAAGCCACAAAAUUUGCACAGCUGUGGAAUGAUGUAAUAUGUAGCUUUAGAGAAGAAGAUCUCAUAAGUGACAGGAAAAUGGACCUGCUUCUUGUUCCUUAUUCAUCUGAUCCCAACCUAAAAAUAAUUCAGUGGCCGCCCUUCUUGCUUGCUAGCAAGAUUCCAAUUGCACUGGAUAUGGCUACUCACUUUCGCUACAAGGAUGCUGACCUCUGGAAGCGGAUAUGUGCUGAUGAGUAUAUGAAAUGUGCCGUGAUUGAAUGCUACGAGUCAUUUAAACUUAUCCUUAAUGCCUUGAUCACUGGCGACACUGAGAAAAGGAUAACGGGAAGAAUCAUAAAAGAAAUUGAAAAUAGCAUAUCAGAUUAUACAUUCCUUCAGAAUUUCAGAAUGAAGCCUUUGCCUGAUCUUUGCAAGAAAUUUAUAGAACUUGUGGAGAUAUUGAAAGACAGUGAUCCAUCCAAUAAAGAUAUUGUUGUUUUACUGCUGCAAGAUAUGUUAGAAUUAGUUACCCGUGAUAUGAUGGUGAAUGAGAUCCGUGAAAUUGCUGAAGUUGGUCAAGGUAGCAAGGAUUUCGGGAAUCAACUUUUUGCCAGUAUUGCUUUUCCUCCCCCAAAUACAGCACAAUGGGAAGAGCAGAUACGGCGCCUCUAUCUCCUCUUAACAGUUAAAGAAUCAGCAAUCGAUAUCCCAACAAACCUUGAAGCACGUCGGAGAAUAACAUUUUUCUCCAAUUCACUUUUUAUGAAUAUGCCACGUGCACCUCGAGUGCGCAAAAUGCUGUCAUUCAGUGUGUGUACUCCAUAUUACAGUGAGGAGACUCUCUACUCUAAGACUGAUCUUAGAAUGGAAAAUGAAGAUGGUGUUUCUAUCAUUUAUUACCUCCAAAGGAUAUAUCCAGAUGAAUGGGAUAACUUCUUGGAGCGUUUAAAUUGCAAAAGUUCCGAAAUAUGGGAAAAUGAAGAAAACGUACUGCAACUACGCCAUUGGGCCUCUCUGAGAGGACAGACUCUUAGCAGAACAGUCAGAGGGAUGAUGUACUACAGAAGGGCACUAAGACUUCAGGCUUUUCUUGACAUGGCUUCUGAAGAGGUACUACAAGAAGGUUAUAAAACGGUCAUAGAUCCAUCAGAUGAAGAAAGGAAGAGCCAAAGAUCUUUCUAUAAUCAAUUAGAUGCUGUAGCUGACAUGAAAUUCACCUACGUUGCCACCUGCCAGAAUUAUGGAAAUCAGAAACGCAGUGGAGAUCGCCGUGCAACAGACAUAUUAAAUCUGAUGGUUAAUCAUCCAUCUCUUCGUGUAGCAUACAUAGAUGAAGUUGAGGAAAGGGAGGGUGGAAAAAGCCAGAGGGUCUAUUACUCUGUUCUGAUCAAAGCUGUUGAUAAUCUUGAUCAGGAAAUUUACCGCAUAAAGCUACCAGGGCCAGCAAAGAUAGGAGAAGGUAAACCUGAAAACCAAAACCAUGCAAUCAUUUUUACGCGUGGGGAGGCACUUCAGACGAUCGAUAUGAACCAGGAUAACUACUUAGAAGAAGCUUUUAAAAUGCGCAACCUACUUGAGGAAUUCAACGAGGAUCAUGGGGUGCGACCGCCUACAAUCCUGGGUGUGCGUGAACAUAUCUUCACUGGGAGUGUUUCAUCGCUGGCUUGGUUCAUGUCACUGCAAGAAACAAGCUUUGUUACAAUUGGUCAGAGGGUUCUCGCCAGACCUUUAAAGGUACGGUUCCAUUAUGGACAUCCGGAUGUUUUUGAUCGGAUUUUUCACAUAACCCGUGGAGGCAUCAGUAAAUCUUCAAGGGGAAUCAAUCUCAGUGAGGAUAUAUUUGCUGGUUUCAAUUCAACGCUAAGACGUGGAAAUAUCACUCACCAUGAAUAUAUUCAAGUUGGGAAGGGAAGAGAUGUUGGUUUCAACCAGAUUUCACUUUUUGAAGCCAAAGUUGCUUGUGGUAAUGGGGAGCAGACACUUAGCCGUGAUAUCUACAGACUGGGGCAUCGCUUUGAUUUCUUCCGCAUGCUGUCAAGUUAUUAUACAACUAUAGGGUUCUACAUCAGCUCAAUGCUGGUGGUCCUUACAGUGUAUGCCUACUUGUAUGGUAAGCUAUAUCUUUCUCUGAGUGGAUUGGAGGAGACGAUAGUCAAGGUUGCCAGAACUAGGGGAAACGCUGGUCUCAAGGUAGUCAUGGCAUCACAAUCAAUUGUUCAAUUAGGAAUUUUGAUGUCACUGCCGAUGAUUAUGGAAAUUGGACUGGAGAGGGGGUUCAGAACAGCAGCUAGUGAUAUGAUAAUCAUGCAGCUUCAACAGUCAUCUGUGUUCUUUACUUUCUCUCUCGGGACAAAGGUUCAUUACUAUGGGCGAACAGUUCUGCAUGGUGGAGCCAAGUACCGAGCCACCGGGCGUGGCUUUGUGGUUAGACAUGAAAAAUUUGCCGAAAACUACAGAAUGUACUCAAGAAGCCACUUCACAAAAGCUCUAGAACUCAUGAUUUUGCUCAUCGUUUAUAAAGCAUAUAGUACAGCUGCAACUAACUCAAUGACCUACACGUUUGUGACAAUGUCAAUGUGGUUCCUUGUGGGAUCCUGGCUGUUUGCUCCCUUUCUUUUCAAUCCUUGCGGAUUCGAAUGGCAGAAGAUAGUGGAGGACUUUGAGGACUGGUCUAAGUGGAUGGGCAGCCGAGGUGGAAUUGGUGUUCCAGCAACCAAGAGUUGGGAGUCGUGGUGGGAUGAGGAGCAAGAGCAUCUCCAACACACAGGAUUUUUAGGGCGGUUGAUGGAAAUCCUCCUUGCUCUUCGUUUCCUGUUAUACCAGUAUGGAGUUGUGUAUCACUUGCACGUGGCCCAACGUAACACUAGUAUUUUGGUUUAUGCUUUCUCUUGGAUCCUAAUCGUUGGUGCCAUGAUAAUAUUCAAGGUUCUAUCAAUGGGGAGACAGAAGCUGAGCGCCGAUUUUCAGAUGGUUUUCAGGCUACUAAAACUAGCGGUGUUUAUCGCGUUGGUAGUGGCAAUUAUCCUGGCCAUAAAGUUCCUCGGGCUAACGGUGGGAGAUAUAUUUGCCAGUUUAUUAGCCUUCUUGCCAACUGGAUGGGCCCUUCUGCUGAUCGCGCAAGCAUGCAGGCCAACGGUGAAGAAGCUUAAGUUGUGGGGGUCAGUGAAAGGUAUGGCAAGAGGGUAUGAGUACCUGAUGGCGCUAGUGAUAUUCGCCCCCGUCGCCAUCUUGGCGUGGUUCCCCUUCGUGAUCGAAUUCCAAACACGCCUGCUCUUCAACCAGGCCUUCAGCAGAGGUCUCCAGAUCCAAAUGCUAUUAUCCGGCGGGAAGAAAGACAAGUGAGCGGCAGAGGGUUGAACAGCCUUGCAUGGAAUUCGUUUAGAUAUACAUUCAUGUUGAUUGAUUGAUUACUUAAUUCUUUUCAAUCUCAAUAAAUACUCAUAUUUUUUUCUUCUUUGUACCCAUUUUGUAUUACCGAAAUCCGGGAACAAAGGAAAUAAAGCCAUGGAGGAAUCAUCUCCACUUUAGUA